Molecule: messenger RNA, 1219 nt
Organism: Schizophyllum commune H4-8
Lineage: Eukaryota; Fungi; Basidiomycota; Agaricomycetes; Agaricales; Schizophyllaceae
Product: Phosphoenolpyruvate/pyruvate domain-containing protein
Exons: 9
Coding region: 114-908 (264 amino acids)
Cellular component (GO): cytoplasm
Molecular function (GO): aldehyde-lyase activity
Source: RefSeq, a predicted model, not a curated record
CGCCCAUGUCCUCCCACCGGCCUGCGGGGAGCACUUCAUCCGCACCGGAGCGGGCAUCCGUUAUAAGUAUGGGAAGGGGAAGAAGAUAGCGCGCCAAGAGCUGCUUGACAGAGAUGCCCGUCGAUAUCCCCCUCCGCAAAGUCCUUUCUGCUGGCCAAAAAGCGCCUGGCGCGUGGCUGACGCUUCCGAGCACAGCGAUUGCAAAGUCCAUUGCACGCACACCGGGCGUGACAUGGAUAUUAGUUGACGCUGAGCAUGGCUUGAUUACUGAUAGAGAUUACUACGACUUGACAAACACCAUCGCAUCCGCCGGCGUGUCCCCUAUCAUCCGGAUACCAGACGAGAAGCCAUGGAUGAUCAAGCGCGCCCUUGACUCAGGCGCACACGGCAUCAUGAUCCCCAUGGCCAACUCUCCAGAAAUCGUCCGCAACGUCGUCUCUGCCUGCAAGUACCCGCCAAACGGCAUCCGCGGCUUCGGGCCCAUGUUCACUCACGCCACUGGCGCUAUCGGCGGCGACUACAAGGCCGAGGCGGACCAGCAGCUCGUCAUCUCCGUGCAGAUCGAGCAUCCUAAUGCUGUCCGGGAUAUCGACGCUAUCCUCGCAGAAGGAGUGGAUGUGGCGUUUAUCGGCCCCUUCGACCUCUCAGUGUCUAUGGGCGUGCAGUUUGGCGGCCAGGAGCACGAAGACGCGAUCGAGAAGGUGCUCGCAGCGUGCAAGAAGGCGAAGAAGACGUCGGCUAUUUUCUGCCUCACCGGCGAGCAGGCCGAGAAGCGCUUCGCGCAGGGCUUCGACAUGGUCAGCGUCACGACGGACAUCGACACCUUGGUGGACGGGUUCGCCUCCGCGCUUGCGACGGCGACGGGAAAGUUGAAGGAGGGCGCUGCGAGCUCUGGGUACGCAACGUAAUAUAUAUUUUCGUCGAAGUCCUGUAUAACCUACCAUACUAAGCUGUCUACUACGCAAAGCACAAGCAGAUGCAUCGCGCUGAAGUGCUGGCAGAAAGUUCCUGAUUUUCUCGUUGCAUGAGCAGCCUCGCUUGCUAUUGCCAGAUUUGCUGCCGCAGGUCUUGAAGGUCACACUUCCGCAGUGCCAGAAACUUGGUCCGUUGGGAGCCCGAACAUUGAAGGGAGCUCCCUCCACUGCUCUUCUGCCCACGAAUUAAAUAUAUCCAUUAUGUGAGUCGUGCACCUGUCGCACACAGCAAAGUACCUCUCGAA